AUGCUGUCAGAAAUCGAGGAAGAGGAGUCGGACGACGAGCCUGCCUUCUCUCUCCCCUCCGUCCGUAAUGUGUCUCCUGCUGACAGCAAGCCUCGAAUGGAGCCGGCCAAGGACAUCGGCUCCACAGACCCCGGCUCGGAAAUGAAAGUCUGUCCGGCCGACUGGCACAAGAGCCACAUGGCAGCGAUCAGCAGCGUGAAGUUGGACAGUCUCCUGAAAAAAUAUCCAGAGUUCCAAAACUGCAAGAGCCACAUGGCAGCGUUCGUCCUGAUAAGAGAGGUGUUGAACGCAGCAGGUCGUCACUGUCAGCAGUACCGGGUGGUGGCGGUGGGAAGCGGCUCCUGGAGCAGCAACAGUUGGCUCUGCUACGACGGCCUGAUGGUCCACGACUGCCACGCCUUAAUGGUCGCCAGGAGGGCUCUCCUCAGGUUUCUGUACAAACAGCUUCUCCUCUUCUUUGAUGGCGAUCCAAAGGCCAGAGAGAGCUGCGUCUUCGAGAGCAGCGCAGACAGCCACCAGCUCCAGCUCAAGCCCAAGACCAGCCUGCAUCUCUUCACUAAUCAGUGUCCCGAAGGAGCCGCCACGAGCUUCUUCCACCACAGCUCCGGACACAACCGGCUGCUGUACCACGCCAAAGACCUGCUGAUCCCCGUGGCCCAGCUGGAGCCCAGUCUGCUGGGCGCCAAGGUCUGCUGCAUGUCGGGCUGCGACAAGCUGUGCCGCUGGACGGUCACCGGCGUCCAGGGCGCUUUGCUGAGCCACUUCAUGAAGCCGCUCUACAUCAGCAGCGCGGUGCUCGGAGGCCAGAAGACGCUGUGGGAGGAUGUGUGCGACUACGCCAACAAGCGGCUCCGCGACGACUGGGACGGCCUCUUGCCGGCGCACUACAAGAAGCACGACAUCCGCUUCCUCUUCAGCGACUCCGUGGGGCCCUCCGUAGAGUCCCAGCAGCGGGCCGGGCUGAGCGUCAACUGGUGCCUGGGAGACGGGGACAUCGAGGUCCUGGACAGCAGCACGGGAUACGUCUUCAAGAGGUCUCCCUCUGUGGGGCCGGACCUCUCCAGCAGAAUCUGCAAGCGAGCCCUCUACAGUUACUUCCUCCGAGUGGUGCGGCUGGAGGGGCGGAGCCACCUGGCCAGGCUUCCCACCUACCGCAGCGUGAAGAUGGAAGCCGCGGCGUACCAGUCGGUCAAACAGCUGGUCAAACAGCACUUCCUGACCGUGAACGCAGGGCCCUGGAUCUCCAAACACCUGGUGGACUGCUUCAGCGCUUGA
This is a messenger RNA of Salarias fasciatus (jewelled blenny), 1275 nucleotides long. Its product is annotated as adenosine deaminase domain-containing protein 2-like. The record is from RefSeq and is a predicted model, not a curated record. Lineage: Eukaryota; Metazoa; Chordata; Actinopteri; Blenniiformes; Blenniidae. Gene Ontology annotation, cellular component: cytoplasm; nucleolus. Gene Ontology annotation, biological process: RNA processing; adenosine to inosine editing. The transcript is spliced from 9 exons. Gene Ontology annotation, molecular function: tRNA-specific adenosine deaminase activity; double-stranded RNA adenosine deaminase activity; adenosine deaminase activity. The coding region runs from base 1 to 1275 and encodes 424 amino acids.